Mucor velutinosus is the source of this 1542-nucleotide messenger RNA. Its product is annotated as GTPase-activating protein gyp8. Gene Ontology annotation, biological process: protein phosphorylation. Gene Ontology annotation, molecular function: ATP binding; protein serine/threonine kinase activity. NCBI's taxonomy places the organism in Eukaryota, Fungi, Mucoromycota, Mucoromycetes, Mucorales, Mucoraceae. The transcript is spliced from 8 exons. Gene Ontology annotation, cellular component: nucleus; cytoplasm; plasma membrane. The record is from RefSeq and is a predicted model, not a curated record. The coding region runs from base 1 to 1542 and encodes 513 amino acids.
AUGGAUACAAAAGACGUUACUAUGGAGAUCUCAAUACCUCCACCAUCUUAUGGCCCAAACAUGGCUUGGAGAAUAAAGUCCUUUUUCAACGCUACUCCACCCGUUCCACCUUUUGCUGUACCAAAUGAUUUUGAUACAACGUCGCAGAAAGGCUUCAAGAGUAAUUCUUGGUUCAACAACAACAACGUAAAUGACAAAAGCACUGCAACGGAAGAAGAAGAAAAGCAAAAAGCCAUCCGUAGAGUGGCUUCAGCACCCAACGCCAAACUCUUGAACAUGGCAACGCCAAACUACAUUAGUUCCUCCACUAUUUCUAUACCAUCUCUCAUGACCGAUUCACCUCCAUUACAAAGAUUGCGCAGAACGUGUCGUCGCACAUACUCUAGCAGCAGCAUCAAAGUGAAGAAAGUUGAAGUUGGGCCAUCUAGUUUUGUCAAAAUUAGAAUGCUCGGUAAGGGUGAUGUGGGCAAAGUCUACAUGGUCAAACAAAAAGAAACAGAUAAACUGUUUGCAAUGAAAGUAUUAUCGAAAAGAGAAAUGAUCAGACGAAACAAGAUCAAAAGAGCCUUAGCAGAGCAAGAGAUUCUGACUACAUCGAAUCACCCAUUUAUUGUCACUUUGUAUCAUUCUUUUCAGAGCCAAGAUUAUCUGUACUUUGUCAUGGAGUACUGUGUUGGUGGGGAAUUUUUCCGAGCACUUCAAAUGAGGCCAGGCAAGUGCCUAACAGAGGAAGGCGCAAAGUUUUAUGCAGCAGAAGUUACAGCUGCCUUAGAAUACCUGCAUCUUCAAGGACACAUUUAUCGAGAUUUAAAACCUGAGAAUAUAUUGCUUCAUCAGAGUGGGCAUAUCAUGUUGACUGAUUUUGAUCUGAGCAAGGGAUCUCAGCCCCCAGGUAAUCCUUGUGUUGUCAAAUCAGGAUCUCCUCAUGUACCACCUUCUAUCGAUACUAAAAGCUGUGUUGUUAACCUCCGAACGAAUAGUUUUGUUGGAACAGAAGAAUAUAUUGCGCCAGAAGUAAUCAAAGGCUGUGGCCAUACAAGUGCUGUCGAUUGGUGGACAUUGGGCAUCUUGAUAUACGAAAUGCUGUAUGGCACAACUCCAUUCAAAGGCGCAGGACGUAACGAAACAUUUUCUCGCAUCCUUCAUUGUGAUGCUCAAUUUGGAGAGCAGCCGGCACCUUACAAAAGCAACAUAUCAAGCUCAGGUAAAAGCCUGAUUAGAAAGCUAUUACACAAAGACGAGAACAAGAGACUUGGGUGCCGUGCAGGAGCAUCUGACAUCAAAGCGCAUCCGUUCUUCAAAUCGGUCAAUUUUGCUUUGCUUAGACAUUGCAGUCCACCUAUCACGCCUCUAGUACAGAAACCAAACGGAAUUGAUGCCCUUAAUUUUAGAAAAAUGCCACCAGAGAGUCUAAGUUUUGAUCUCGAAACAGAUGAUGUAUUGGUUUCGCUUAAGUCUGACAAAACAAAUCCUUUUGAAAAGUUCAAUUCAAUUACUCUUUAUCAUGAUGGAGAUUCUGAUUCAGACGAUUUAGAUGAUUAA